Molecule: messenger RNA, 489 nt
Organism: Aspergillus tanneri
Lineage: Eukaryota; Fungi; Ascomycota; Eurotiomycetes; Eurotiales; Aspergillaceae
Exons: 1
Coding region: 1-489 (162 amino acids)
Source: RefSeq, a predicted model, not a curated record
AUGGGGUACGUGGAUGAAAUUGGUUACCUUUCGACAGACAAUCUUAGGUUGAGAGAGGGAAUGCGCGCAGGAUCGGUCCGUCUACUUAAUGAACAGAAUGUUCUCGAUGCUGUAGAGAUUGCGGUCGCUCGGCAGAGCAUCUCCAAGAAAAACCCCACGGAGCAAGUCCUCACGUCAGAUGAAUAUACGGUGGGUAUGAACAACAUUAGGCAUCGCUCAGACCCGACAGUUCGCCAACUGUGGGGAAAGGACGCGCGAUUCAGCGCCUAUGCAAAUUUUGAGGCGUAUACAAUGAGACAGCACAAUUCAGAUGCAAUAGAUAAGGUGAGGGAAACAAUUGCGAACAUAGAGAACAACCCGGAGAUACUGGAUGACCCUGCCUGGAGAGACCGGAUUGCAAGGGAGAUACUCGCUGCGAUUCGGACGCUGUCGGGAUUUGGAAAAAAUCAAGACGAUGAGCAAGUCAUGCAGAGCCUAUUGACUCGCUAA